ACCGUAAGAAUAUUGACAUCUAUUAAACCUACUUCAGAGAUUUAGAUGCUGCUAUAGUUGUGGUAGACCUCACAGAAAUGAACAGCAUUGAGAUGGCCCCUGUUUGGAAACAGACUGUCCUUAACAACACGUUUGUUACCUGCCCAGUCAAAGAGGCCACCCACGGGGGCCAGGUGAAAACAAUGACAAUGGAGGAACGCCCGGUUGAUAGAGAGACAUUUCCUGUUCUCCUGAUGGGAAAUAAAUUUGAUGUGAUUGAACAAAGAGUUCAGGCAGAGAGAUUGAAGAAAUAUGCACAGGAGAGUCAAACAGAAGGAGAAGACAAAAGGGUGUGGUCAUUGGGUGAACCCCUGACAGAGGAAGAAAAACCCGAGAGUAUAAAACUGUUAGAGAAGAUAGCAGUGGAUCACAGUUUCCAUGCCAGUGUGAUGGUGUCAGCCCGAGACGGAGAUGGAUCGGUAAGAGAAGCCAUGCAGAAUCUAGUGAGACAUGUACUAGAACACAAAUACUCCAUGAAAAAAUACCGCAAUAAGGAGGACUCAAAGAAACACAAGGAUAAGAAACGGAAAGAAAUAGAAGGACUGGAUAAAACGGGGAUCAAAUUAUUUGACACUGAAUUCAUAACUGCCAGCACAUCUGUGAAGAAGAUAAUGACUUUAAGGGAGUUUUAUAAUAAGUCAUUAACAAAGUUUAAGGAUGGAUGUCAAUUGGCACAAAUUGUGGAGAAAGGAGAAAAUAGUCUGGAAGAUUGCAUCACGGCACUGAAAGAAAAUAUAGGAGAGGGAGCAAAACUGAAGGUUAAAAGAGAUGAAGAAUUCUGUAAAUUAGAAAUUGAUUCCAAAAUAGAAGAUUUCAAACCAGCAAAGAAAAUUAGAAUAUUGCUCAAUAUCUUCCACACAGAGUAUGCUAGUGUAUGUAAAACCAUACAGAAAGAGUGCCCCCUACUGGACAAGAAGCUUCAGCAGCAGGAUGAGGCUAUAGACUCCAUGUGCAAGGAAUGCUGGGAGGAAGUUGCUAUGGUAGAGGGACAGCCUCGCAGUAAAGAGGAAAUAAAAAACAUCACAGAAGUCAUUGAGACCAACAGGGCUAAGAUGCAGCAUGCUUGUUUGGAGGCCAGAGCUGCAAUAACUGUGGUGGAAGACGCCAUGAUGAAAAUCAAGACAGCAUUUUUAUGGUGAAUGAAGCAGGCCUUUGUACUAGGCUCUUCCUUCUUUAAUUUUUUAUGUGUAAAGUUUUAUUUCUUCUUAUUCAUUUUUUGACUGCAAAGGGAUCUUAAUUUAGUUAUAUCCUUUUGUACCACAUUUGGAAAUUACCUUAAUUUAAAUUAUUUUACAUAACAUAAAUAUGUUGGAUAUAAAAAAAUGCAUUAAUAAUGAUCAAUUUUUAUAGGUUAUACAUGUAUACAUGCAUGUACCAUUGUAUACAUUGAACCUAUUAAUACAUGUUUAAUAGUAAUUAAGCUAACAUGGUGCAUUUCUGAUUUUUAGCUCCCAAAAUAGCAGAUGUUUUGUUCAUCUGUUUGUUUGUUUGUUUUUUAUGUAAUAAUUUUAUUCCUUAACGUCUGUAAAACAUGAUUUUAAUGGACUUAUUUUACUUACUGCUUCACUCACAAUAUCCCUUAUGUAUUAUAAUACAUCUCCAACGAACUGUAUUUUUGGGAUGAGUCUUGGAAUCUGUUAGCAAAUAUCUAUUAUAAGUCUUCAGAAUAUAUUUUUCUAGAUGUUUAUUUUGUUAUAAACUGUUUAUUUGAAGAAAAAAGUUUAUAUAUAAAUUAUAUUUGAAUUGUUCUGUUAAAGUAUUAAACUUUUAUCUGUUUUCAUUCUGUGAUAUAUAGGUACAAGCACUUGAUGUGAUAUAUAUUUCUUAUCAUAAGCUAGAGGAACAUAAAAACAUAAUGGCAAGUACAAGUACCUAUGUGUAAAGGUGAUACAUGUACAUGUAUUGUUGCACAAAAUGUAAACACAGCGAAUUUUAAGUUUUAAUGGAUAUAAUAUUUAUUUAUUUUCAAAAUGUUAUGAUUUUUGAGGUGAUCUAUCCAGGAUUCCUUUAAAUUAGAAUUGACAAUCAUACCACUGUUUUCUUUUGAUAUAUAUUUUUUUAGUCAAACCUUAAUUAAAUAUAUAUCACUCCUGUUCAAUAAUCCAGAAUGAAAAAAAAUCAUUUGAAACUGAACCUUUAUGUACAUAAAAUUUAUAAACCUAUUCAUGUUUUUUAAAAAAUAUAGUAAUUUAGACUUAUAAAUGAAU
This is a messenger RNA of Saccostrea cuccullata (small rock oyster), 2246 nucleotides long. RefSeq lists its product as uncharacterized. The record is from RefSeq and is a predicted model, not a curated record. The coding region runs from base 78 to 1178 and encodes 366 amino acids. The transcript is spliced from 8 exons. Lineage: Eukaryota; Metazoa; Mollusca; Bivalvia; Ostreida; Ostreidae.